AUGGAACUCUUAGGAAUUCUUCCCGAUGUUUACACUCUUGGUAUUUUGAUUAAUUGCUUCUGCCAUAUGAACCGGGUGGAUUUUGGGUUCUCUGUCUUGGCAAGAACUUUGAAACUUGGUUAUCAACCCCACUGUACAACUCUAACUACUCUUGUCAAGGGGCUCUGUCUUCAGGGUAAAAUCAAUCAAGCUGUGAGUUUAGUUGGUGAAAUGAGCAAGAAAGGGUAUGAACCUAAUAUGUUUACCUAUGGAACAAUAAUCAAUGGUUUGUGUAAAAUAGGGGAGACGAGUGUGGCUAUUGAGUUGCUUAAGAAGAUGGAAGAAGCAAAUUUGGAAUUUGAUGUUGUGCAGUAUAACACAAUCAUUUACAGUUUAUUGAAGGACAGAUUGCUAACCGAAGCUUUGAACCUUUUCUCUCAAAUGACGAGUAAAGGCAUUCAGCCAGAUCUCUUCACAUACAAUUCCUUAACCCAGGGCUUAUCCAACCUCCGCCAUUGGAAUGAGGUAACUGCACUAUUGAAAGAGAUGGUGCAUAGGAAGAUAAUGCCAGAUGUGACAACCUUCAACAUAUUGAUCUCUGCGCUUUGCAAAGAAGGUAUGCUGACAGAGGCAAACGAAGCUUUUGAUGUGAUGAUUCAAAGAGGCCUGAAGCCUAACACAAUUACAUAUACUUCAUUGAUUGAUGGUUAUUGUUUGCAAACGAGAAUGGACGAUGCAGUCAAAACAUUUAAUAUGAUGGUUGAGAAAGGCAUUCAGCCAGAUCUCUUCACAUACAAUUCCUUAACCCAGGGCUUAUCCAACCUCCGCCAUUGGAAUGAGGUAACUGCACUAUUGAAAGAGAUGGUGCAUAGGAAGAUAAUGCCAGAUGUGACAACCUUCAACAUAUUGAUCUCUGCGCUUUGCAAAGAAGGUAUGCUGACAGAGGCAAACGAAGCUUUUGAUGUGAUGAUUCAAAGAGGCCUGAAGCCUAACACAAUUACAUAUACUUCAUUGAUUGAUGGUUAUUGUUUGCAAACGAGAAUGGACGAUGCAGUCAAAACAUUUAAUAUGAUGGUUGAGAAAGGUUGUUCACCUUCUAUUAUUAGCUAUAGCAUAUUGAUCAAUGGGUAUUGUAAAAAUAGAAGAAUUGACGAGGCAAUGAGUCACUUUCAUGAAAUGUCUAACAAGGGAGUGAAUCCCAAUGUUGUCACUUACACCACUCUUAUAGGUGGGUUGUGUCGAGUGAAGAGACCUAAGGCUGCCCAAGAGCUACUGCAUAAGAUGCAAACUAGUGGUGAACAUCCAAAUCUUGUAACUUAUACUGUUCUGUUAAGUGGUCUGCUUAAGAAUAAAUUUUCUUCUGAAGCAAUGGAAUUGUAUCGAGAGAUGGAAGACAAAAAGUUGCGCCUUCCUAUUAGGAUAUACAACAUCUUGAUCGGCGGUAUGUAUACUACUGGAAAACUUAUGACCGCAAGAGAACUUUUUUAUAGUCUUGCUAGCAAAGGUUUGAAACCUGAUGCUUUGACUUACAAUACAAUGAUCAAAGGUCUUUGCAUAGGGGGGCUAAUAAAUGAAGCGAGUGAUCUGCUCAAGGAAAUGAUCGAGACAGGUUGCUCACCUAACAAUAUCACAUAUAACACAAUACUCCAAGAGUUACUGCGACAUAACAAGAUGUCAAAGGCAAAGGAACUUUUUCAAGUAAUGGUUAACAAUGGCUUCUCAGCUGAUGCGACCACCUCAGCCAUGUUAGUUAACCUUUCUUCUACAAAUCCGGCGGAUAAAACACUUGAAGAGUUGGUUCAAAAGCUUCUAUGA
Corylus avellana is the source of this 1794-nucleotide messenger RNA. NCBI's taxonomy places the organism in Eukaryota, Viridiplantae, Streptophyta, Magnoliopsida, Fagales, Betulaceae. The record is from RefSeq and is a predicted model, not a curated record.